Messenger RNA from Rhizophagus irregularis DAOM 181602=DAOM 197198, 8706 nucleotides. RefSeq lists its product as uncharacterized. The record is from RefSeq and is a predicted model, not a curated record. NCBI's taxonomy places the organism in Eukaryota, Fungi, Glomeromycota, Glomeromycetes, Glomerales, Glomeraceae.
AUGUAUUAUUCUAUCAAAGUUAUUAUCAUUUUUAUAAUAUCUUUCGUCAUUUUAUAUUAUGGCGUCGAAUAUUUUACUCGUUUUAUUGGAAAAAAAUUUAAAAUUCAUGUUGGAUCUAUAGGUUUUUUAUCAAUAGGUGACUUAUCUUAUAGUGGUAUUAUACCUGGUCCUCAACAAUCUCAACAUUCUUUUAAAAUUUCUGUAAAUAAAUUUUAUUUACAAGUAAGAAGACCAAAUUUAUAUCGUAAAACUUGGUUAACUAUAACAAUUGAUGGUUUAAAUUUAAAUUUUUCUUCUGUAAAAAUUUUCACUCAAGCGAAAUCAAGAAGAGCUCAUGUAAGAAGACAAAGUUUAAUUUCUGUUGUACCUCAAAAAGCUUGGUGGUCUUCAGUUCGCGUCUUUAAAUUUAUUAUGGGAAAAUUAUCUUCAAUACCUUCUCAAUUUUUUUUAUCUGUUAUAACAAAUUAUGUUAAUGUGGAUGUUUCAAAUAUUAAUUUAUUAAUUCAAGAUUUAGGAAGAUUUCAAAUUGAAGGAUGUAAUUUAGGAAUGUCUUUAUUCGCUGAUGUUGAUGUUGAAAAUUCUAAAAAUAAUAAUAAUUUUAAUAAUAAUAGUAAUGAUAAUAUUUAUAGUGAUAAUAAACAAUUUAAUCAACAUUUUCGUAAUGAUUCACAAGCACAUCAUUCAUUUCGAAAUCGUCGUCACGUAUUUUCUAAAAAAAUUUUGGAUAUUACAUUCUCUUUCUCUUCAUUAUCAAUUCAAGAUAUUGAAUCUUUUAAUAAAUUGAAUAGUACUAGUAGUUUAAUUCAACAUCUUCCAAAUAUUUCUCCCGCUAUUUCUUUACCUUCUUAUACUGAAAUUAUUUUAUCUUGUCAUCUUUCUCCUACUUGUACUUCACUAAUAUCUUUUGAUAUUAAUGUUGAUUUGAAUCGUAUAAAUAUUGGAAUAGAUUCUAUACUUCGUUUAGUUAAUAUUAUUCAAUCAAAACUUCCAAAAAAAGUAAAGAGAGGUCCCAUUGGUCGUGUAAAUAAUCAUUCAUCAAAUAAUUCAAAAGGUUUUAAUAUGGCUAAUUUAUUGGAUUCCUCAUUGGCUAGAAAAAUAAGAAUGUCUCGUAGAAAAAAGAGUCCAAUUGAAUAUUUUGGAAACGCUAUUCUUAAAUUUAAUUUAAUUAAUAUUAAAUACGAAUUUUCUGAUUUGGAAAAUAUCAAUCAUAAUGAUUUAUCUUUAGAUUUUCAAUUAUUAAUUAAAGGACUAUCUACUUCUUUGAAACAAAAUAAUGGUGAUUCUUUUAAUAGUCAUCGUAAUUCUAUCAUUUUUUCUGAAGAUAUUCCAAAACCAAUAGAAUUAAUAAUGGACUUUUCUGUUGAUGAUAUUCGUGGUGAUCUCAUAGAAAAUAAUGACAAAACUUUUCGUGUGAUUCAAGUGGAUAAAAUAAUUAGUAAAAUGUUAAUAUCCAAACCACUUAUUCAAACCGCUGAUUAUGAUCCAAAUUCCUUAUCUUUAAGUGGUACUUUAGAAAUUUCUUCCCCGUUAAUAUCCAUUGAUUAUGAAAAAUUUGAUGUUAUUGCAAACAUCAUCGAUUCAAUCAAAAAAUUUGAUAUCGAAGAAAAACAUGCAUCUACUAUAUCAUCUCAUCAAUCAUCGCGUUCGCGAUCUCUCGAUCAUAAAGAGUCAAGUCAACAGAUUAAAGGUAUUCCAAAAUUAGUCGCCACUUGCUCUAUAAUUAAUCCACUAAUUAAAAUUACUGGAAUCCCUAAUCAUACGCAAAUUGGUGAUUUUUCACAAUUAUCUUUUGGAUUUCAAGAUAUAUUAUUUGAUAUUAACGGUGAUUAUACUGAAUUAAUUGAUUUACCCUCAACUCAAUAUAAACAUGUAUUAUCAAGAAGAUAUAAUAGAGGUUGGACCCCUCCAAACUUUUCUUUAAUUUAUAAUUUGAUCGUAAGUUUAAAGACUCGUAAUAUGAAAUUAUAUACUUUUGAGGACGAUUUAAUCUUUAAUCAAUCUUUAGAAUUUAGUUUGGCAAUUUCUGCUCUAGGAAUUAUUGGUUCAUUAAAUAAUGAUAAUGAUAAUGAUACUACAACUUUCAUUACAGCUUUAGAAACGGAAACAAUUCAGGCUGAUAUUGGUUGGAUGGUUGAUGAACUUGAGAUUAAUUUAUGUGAUCAAUCAACUUUCUCUUUAUUAAAACAACUUGUAGAUGUUGCAAAAAGAUUUCAAAAGGAUGAAAUUAAAAAAGGAAAUGAUUUUUCAACAACAGAGAUGGUACAACCUCCAAUCGUAAGCGUGAGAUCUCCAAUAAUUUACACGGAAGCUUUACUCUGUCAUGUAUCUUUAAAUUCAAUAGGUAUAAGAAUUGCUGGAAUAGAUUCAUUUAUUGGUUCAUCAACUUCAAGAGGGAUUGAUUUUAGAUUACAGGAAAUCGCAUUCAAUUAUAAAGGAUCAAGAGCAUCAAUUGAUCCGAUGGCAUGUUAUAAUGAAAGAAUUAAACUUGGGAUAUCAACUGAAGAUUUUAGUGAAAUUCAAUAUGAUACUGGAGGUCUACUUCGAGGAUUUAUGAGAGAGUUAAAAUUGACACCUGUUUUGGCAAAUUGGGACAAAGAAUUAUUUAAAAAUACGACUCCUUUAAUAAAUAUACCGGAAUUUGAAAUUCAAAGUAAUUUUACACUUGAAUAUUCACACAAUGGUUACGAUAUAGUUGUCAACGCUACAGUUAGAAUUCAGGAAGUUAAUUUAGAAUAUUCGUUACUUUAUCAUUAUUGUUGUUUAGUUGGUAUCAUAAAUAUCUUUCGAUUAUUUCAAAUAUCAUUUGAUAAUGAGAAUGAGAACACAUUACCUACCUCUUCAAAUUCAUCAAGUAGAAUAUUAUCAAAGAUAAAUGUCAGUGUUGCAGUGAAUAAUAUUAAUGUUACGGUUGAUUUACAGGAUAACAACAAAAUUUUUGCAAGAAUGGAUUUGCUUAGCUACAAGUUCGUUUCACCUACAGAUCAUGGAGUUCGUAUUAAAAAAUUACGUGUUUAUGGAACAAGUCCGGUAGAGGAAGGAUUAUGGGAUGAAAUAGGAAGAGUGGAAAAUACACAAAUUCUUCUUUUGGAUGAUGACACAAAAAAUGGAAAAUCUAAAAAUAAUGAUUUAAAUGAAAAUAAUGUGGAAAAAUUCGAUAAGAUGAUACGUAUUCAAUUAGACUCAAUUCAUGUUCGUAUACCUCAUAAAUAUAUUUUAGCUGAUGUAAUUGAAAGUAUAGCUAAUACGGCAAAAGCUGUGAAACAUUUAAUUGAACGAAUCUUUGGGAAUGAAGAAUCAAGUUUACCUGAUCCAGUGGAAGAAGAUGCAAAACUUUUACCUACAAUACAACUUAAGGUUGGGUUGAUAACAUUCCGUAUUGAUGACGAUCCAUUUGAAUCGAAAUUAUCUUUAAUAUGGAAAGUCGGUUGUCUAGAGCAAAAGGCUAGAUUGAGUAGGGAUAUUGCUUUUGAAGCAAAAGCUCAAGCCAUCAGAACUCAUGAAGCUUCACAGUCAAAGAACAAUGGAAGCCAAUCACAAAGCGAAAAUGGUGGAUCCACAACCACUUUACAUGAAGAAAGAACUAUUGGUGCCUUCCGCCCGCAACCAUCUCCGCACGCGAAUUUAAGCAUUGAUGCAGCACGUAAAGCGUUGAAAGAAUAUAAUUCUAAAAGCUGGAUUAAAUGUGUAAGGGCUGCAGAUCCAUCACGUACGAAUUUACAUCAAAAUGACGAUGAUCUGCAAGAGGAAUUUCUACCCAUUCAAACAACAAAACCUUCAGAGUUUCCUGCUUUAUUUAGUGCUACUAUAGUGAAAUUCUUAUUUACACUUUCUACUCCUUCUUUUCCAAUAGAGGAAUUACCAAGAUAUAUGAGUGAUAUUGGGAAGGGUUUACCGUUAGAUACAAAAUUUGCUGUUUUAGUUCCAAUGCAUUUGAGCGCGAAAUUAAGAGAAGCUUGGGUUGAAGUGCGUGAUUAUCCGCUUCCAUUAGCCCAUAUUCCAUCUACAGAUAGUCUUCGUGGAAAGAAUAUAUACUCUUUCUUUCUUGAAGGAGAUUUGGUGGUUGGAGAAGAAUUAAGAGGAGCGGAAUCAAUUAGAAGAGCAGUUGUGGAUAUUGUUACACCACGACAUAUAAAAGGUGAUGAUAGUAAAUAUACUAUUCUCGUUCCAAGAACUGUCUCACCAGUUAAACUAUAUUCGGACCUUCGUGUAAAAAUUGAUUCUUCACGGCCAACUGUUUGUUCAUGGAGUAUUUCUAUGCAACCUGCAAUACAACAUUUCGCGAAAGUAUUUGAAAGUUUUACUAAACCUAAUCCUGAUCCUUCAGAAGCCAUCGGAUUUUGGGAUAAAAUGAGAAUAAUGAUGCACGUUAGAAUAUUAGCUGAAUUCAAGGGAUCAGGUGAUUUACAAUUUUAUGCUAAGGGCACACGUGAUCCAUAUUUAGUUACCGGACGCGGUGCUGGUUUUGUCUUAUGUUGGAGCAAGCAUGUUGAAAUACGAUUAGGUUAUUCAAAUGAUCAAAAUGAAGUCCUUCAGGUUGAUAGCGAAGAAUUUACUUGUGCUAUUCCUAAUUUAGUCGCUGUGGUCUCUGAUGGCAGUUUAUCCGCUGAUAAUACUGGUCUAGAAGCUAAGCUUCAGAAUGAGAGUUUACCUGAUUCGGAAACUAGUACAAUACGAACUCAGAAUUCAUCAAAUGCUACAAUAAAUGAUGUAUUACACGGUAAUUUUUUGAAGAGAAUAAUGAAACUUUGUGGAGGUGUGAGAUAUGGUAUGGGGGUUCAUUUUCAAAGACUCUGUGAUAAUGAUCAUGGACUAUGUUCAGCCUGUGGAGGACAACGAAAAUGUCGCUUAACAGAUUUUAUACCUCAUUAUGAAAUAAUUACACGAAUGCCCGAAUAUGCAAUUGUACCAAAGGGACAAGUCUACGAUUCUUUUAAAGGUUUCCGAUCCGAUUUUGUUCAUCUUUCAGUCAGUGUAACAUGUCCCAUAAAUUUAAAUAAAUCUGAUGAUUCUCAUAUUUGUGAAAAGAACUCUAUAGAAUUAAGUCCGAAAUCACUUAUACAUAUUCUAUCGUGGGCGUUUCUUUUUGAACCUGCAAUGUCUAUUCCCAUUCGCCAAGGAGCUUUAUUUCCUUCUCUUGAACCUCCUUCUCCAAAGCUUGGAAAAUAUCUUGGAACUAUAAAAAUCAAAAUAUGCGUAGGUACUUUGUUCCUUAGUCAUUUUUAUCGGGAAGAUGCUUUUGAACCAUUAAGUGGAAGAACGCACAUUGUAGGGAUUAAGGGAAAGAUCGAAAGUUUCAAAUUUGAUAUGCAUCUUCGUAGCAAAGAGAAAAUUAUUGAAGUGGAAGAAGGGAAAGAAGUCAAAGGUAGAGAUAUAAUCUUACAUGAAGCUGAAGUAGAUUUAAAAAAUCUAGAUUUUAGAGGAAUUACUGCUCGAUACGUACAAGAAAAUGUAUUUUCAAGCUUUUCCGAUGAAAGUGAUAGUGAUGGAAGAGAAUUCUUAUUAGGAAAAGAUGAAGAUUUCAUGGUAACGUAUGCUGAAGAUGAAGAAUGGAUCGAUGAAGCUAAUUUUGUUGAGUUGGAUUUGAUGUUACCAGAUUCUAAACCUGGUGUUAGAGUAUUGCCUUUAAUGAGAAGUCCACAAAUGAUGUAUUACAAACGUCCAGACGAAAAUGAUACAUAUGAAGACAAGAAGACAGACCAAGAAACUCAUAUAUGUGUUAUGGGGCAGGGUCGAGAUACUGUUCAAGUUCAAGUUGACUUUUUGACCGAAAGAUUAAAUCAAUUAAAUCAGGAGAUAAGGCAACAGACUAAGAUAUUAAGUGACAUUGAAGAGAAGAUAGCAGCGGAUUCUAAAAAGCAAAUAUUGCAAGACAUUUCACAAACUAUACAAAACACCACCGCUAUUUUAUCACAUAAAAGGAAUGUUAUUCAAGAAUAUUUAAAUAAUUUAGAAGAAACACUAAAUAAAUCAGGAACGAAAUAUGUUGAGGAGGGAAGUGAUGAUAAUGAAUCAGAUGACGAGAAAGUCAACUCUAGUUUUAAUUCUCCAUUAUGGGCCGAUUCUCAUGGUCAUUUUGGGCAUUUUGGGCAUAAAUUUAUUAUUCACAAUGCUGAAGCCUUAUGGAACAAUUCACUACGUAAUUUAUUGUAUAGAUUUCUGAAUCUUGCUGAACAACAGCUAGGUAUAUCAUAUUAUAUGUCAACGAGCGCAGUUAAAUUUAUAAGGGAUUUACAAAAGAAGAUUCAACAACAAAAAGAAAAGGAGGCUUAUGAAAAAUCAUUAAGGCAAGAAAGGGAUUCAAUAUAUUCCAUUGGAUUGGAUAGUUAUGAUUUUGAUGCUCAUAUGGCAGCUGAAAUGUUAAGGAAAUUGGUUGGAGAACAAGAGAUAAGUUUUGUUGUACCUAAUGAAGUUCUUGCAGAAGAAGCUACUAAUGAUCAAGGAAAAUCAAAAAAUACGUAUGAUGGUAUUCCCGAAGGUUAUUCACCACGUAAAGAUAUUUUCCUUCAACUUAUUAAUCCUCAAAUUAAUUUACAAUGUGAUAAAGAUCCGGAUUCCAGCAUAAUAAUGUGUAUAGAGAGAGCUCAGCUUAAGUCAUUUUCAAUAGUGGAAGAUUGGUCUAAAGGUGAUUUGAUUAAUGAAGUGGUGAAAACUAGGACAUUCUUUGGUAUAGAUAAUGCUCAAAUUUUUACGAGUACUAAAAAAGAUUUUUUGAAUGAUUAUUAUUCAAAGAUUUUGUCCGCAAAUAAUUAUGGUGCUAAAGGUCCAGAAAAUUGGCCCGUGUGGGUUCCAAUGGAAGCAUUAAUUAGUAAUAGUGCUUUACCAUUUCAACGAAUCGUUAAAAGAACUUCUGCAACAACUCGAUAUGAUAAAUUUAACAAUUUACGUAUAAAGGGUAGUGAUAUUAAAAAGGAUGGAAAAGAUAAAAAUAAUAUUGAACAAGAAUCUGAUAAAUUAGGAGUUAAUGAUUCUAAGAAGGAAGAAUUUGAUAAAAGGAUGGAUUCUUUACAUAUAGAUGUUCCAAAUAUUAAAAUAUCAGCAACAUCUGAUCAAUAUUGUAUAUUUUUUGAUAUUGUCACAGAUUUAUUCAUGUAUCGUGAACCUGCACAAAAAGAACGAGCUGAAAAGUUGGGAGCAAUUUUACUUGCAGCAGAUUUAGAUAACCUUGAAGGUGUAGCUGAAAGAGUAUCAGCUUUACAAGAACAAAUUCGUCAAUUGGAUGAUAUUAGAUUACAAUAUGAAUUAUACUCAACUGAAUUAGAUGAGGAAGGAUUGAAAGAGCUUAGUGCUGUAAAUGUAGAAUUAAUAAAUUUACAAGAAGAAUUAGAUCUUUUAAUGAAAGCUAUAACUGCUUCACAAGAAAAGAAACAGAAGGCAGAAAGUAAAAUGCCGUUGAAACUUAUAGCAACAGCAGAUGAGGUAAUUUGGGUUAUGCAAGAAAAUGACAGAAAACCAUUUUGUGAAUGGAAAUUAUCGAAAGCAAAUUUUGGAUGGGUGACAAAAGAAGGGAACGCUAGUACGAACAUUUUAGAGAUAGAUCAUGUCAUCGUAACAAAUAAGUUAACAUCUCCCGUAUUUGAAAAAUUAAUAUCACCACAUAUAGAUCCUCGACGUCCAGUAGAUUUUAGUCGUAAUAAAAUGAUAAGAGUUUAUUGGGAAGAGUUGGAACCGGUGGCUGGAAUUGCGAUGGUUGAACAUUUUGAAGUUAAUAUGGUUCCACUCAAAUUUCAAAUGCAAUAUGAUAUUGGAAAACUUAUGAUGAUGUAUAUAUUCCCAGAAAAAAGGAAAGAAUAUAUGAUGAAACAAAAUAACGUGAAAACAAAUGAAAAUGUUCAAGUUAGUUACAGUACAGAACAAAAGAGAAGUUCUAUGGGUUCCGAACAAACGGCGAAAUCAUCAAAGAAAACAAUAGAUUCAUAUAGUGAUAGUCUUAUUUCUGAAUCUCAAGAAAUUGUUAGUGAUGGAUAUGUAACUGUUUUUUCGGAUGAUAAUUCCAUGUCUUCCAUGUCUAUUAGUACAGGAAUUGGUAAAAGACAAUCAUCAAAGACAGCAACAGAUGAUUCGUAUGAGCUAGAACUAAUGAAAAAGAGAGCUUCCCAAAACAGAACAUUCAUUUAUAUAAAAGUUCCAGGUGUACAACAUAAUUUUAGCUAUCAGGGCGCAAAAGAAAAGAAUUUUGAAGAUAUUUAUGAUUUUGUUUUCACAAUGCCAACGUUGGAGUAUCAAAACAAAACGUGGUCAUGGUUAGACUUUUUGGAACAUAUCAAAAGAGAUAUUCUUCGUAGCAUCCUGUAUCAUACUGGUUCCUUGAUAAAUCAAAAAUUCCGUGGUAGACCAACGAAUGAUAACUUAACUUCAAAUGAAGCUGUAGUUCCUUCAUUAGCCACAGCAUUGGUAGCAGCUACAGCUAAUGUUACUGCGUUGAUGAAUGAAGAAGGUACUAAUAGUGAUCAUGAUGAAGGAUCAGACAAAGCUUCAGUUCUUAGUAGUGAAAGUCAAGAAAGUCAAAAGAAAGUAUUAGGUAUAAAGAUAAAAAAACAUGAUAAGAAAGAUUCUAUAACAAGAUCAACUCCCUUUACAAAUUUCUAUAUACACAAGGAAAGUAUUGGAACGAUUUCAACUAACACAAGAUCCAUUGACUCAUCCGCAGAAAACGAAAAUGAAAAAGGAAAAUUAUUAUUUGGUAAAUUAUAUAAUGAAAGUAGAUAA